AUGUCGUACUCUAUGCGCCGCAAGAACGUCGCACUGGAGAAGCACGAGCAACAACCAACAACGUGGGCGUUUACCACCAUCUUGAACCAACUCUCUUUACCUUGCCCAUCGCUCUCGUCAGAUGGGUGCGUCUCGGAGCUCAACCUUAUGGUGGCGGGAAACAGUGGUCUUGGAAAGACCAGCUUCAUCCGCACACUCUAUGGCACUCUCAAGCUCCGCACCUCAUCUGGCGGUCUCAGGAACAAGGCAUCCGUCUCGAACUUGGGAUCAGCAGCAACCACAUCGACUAGCGUCAGUGGCGACACCUCACCCACCUCACCCACCAACAUCAGUCAGAACGGAAUCGGCACCAAGGCCAAUGGCACCAAGGACUCUGCCGGAUACGCCACAGGAAAUCUCGAGCGCACACUCAACUCGUUCGAGGCUCUGUUCGAAAUCGAGGAGGGCCACGAGAAGAUCAACCUGACACUGGUCGACACCCCUGGAUUCGUGGGCACGGACGAUGUCAUUGAUGCUCACUGCGACGAGAUCCUCGCCUACUUGGAGUACCAGUUUGAUUUGACGCUUGCCGAGGAGCGCAAAGUUCGCAGAAACCCCAAGGCAACCGACAACCAGAUUCACGCCUGCAUCUACUUUAUCGACCAGGCCUCCCACCACCAGGGCCUGUCAGAUGCCGAUAUCCGGAUCUUGAAGCGCCUUGGAACUCGUGUAAACCUGAUCCCCGUCAUUGCCCGCGGCGACACCUUGACCCGUGCCCAGACAAAGAGACUCAAGCAGACGAUUCUCAAGGACGCUGCCGACAACCAGAUCCAGUUCUUCCAGUUCCUCAGCCCCAAACUGGCUAAGCGACUUUUGGCUCAACAGCAAGGUGGAGAUCUGGACCAAAACCACAGCACCCCGAGGAAGCGCCACAGCAGAAACGGACCUGGAGACGACGAGGAGGCAGAUGAGGUAGGAGAGGACGAGGAGUCGGAUGAGGAUGAGGAUGAUGAGGAUGAGGAUGACUGGGAUCCUGAGGUUCUGGAGGAGAAGGCACACUUGCAGUCGUUGGCACCCUUCACAGUGAUCGCACAGGAGGAGGAUGGAACCGAUCUCCGUGACGAGAAAGGCCGUCGUAUCCUAGGUCGCGAGUUCCCCUGGGGUGUUCUGGACUGCCUCAACAGCCAGCACUGCGACUUGAGCGGACUCCGCUCUGCAUUGUUGUCAUCUCAUCGCCAGGAGCUCAAGGAGAUCACAUACGGAUACUUUUAUGAGAAAUACCGUACCGAGAAGCUAAUGGCCCGUACCAAGAGCCAGCAUAUUGCCUACCAACAACAGCAGCAGCUCCAUCAACAACGACAGAAGAAUGGCUCUACUGGAGGAGCAACACCAACGGGAUCGACGUUGAAGAACAAGGAGUCGUUGUUGAGCGUCGGAUCCUCUGCCGCCAUUGCUGGACCAUGGGAGGAGUAA
Molecule: messenger RNA, 1452 nt
Organism: Linnemannia hyalina
Lineage: Eukaryota; Fungi; Mortierellomycota; Mortierellomycetes; Mortierellales; Mortierellaceae
Source: the annotation of a GenBank genome assembly